AUGGCGUUGUAUAUUAUUUCAGCGGGUUUGGGCAUAGCGGCGGCCAUAUACUGGUAUGUAAACAGACAUAAGCCCGUCAAACACAUACUCAGUGAAUUGCGCUAUGCCAUCGACAUGCAAGGGGCGGGCGCCGGGGGCUUGAUAGACGACUGGGUCAGCGUUUGGAACAACAGAGUAACAUUGCCAAAUGCGAAAAGCAAAAUCGCUGUGAUAACGGGCGGCGCCCGCGGAAUAGGAAGCGAAGUAGUACGAGGAAUGCUCAAAGCCAACAUGGUAGUCAUAAUGGGCGUCCGAAACACAGAAGCGGCGAAAAAACUCGCCAACAAAAUGGAGAACGGUGACAAACUGCGCGCGUUUCAACUAGAUCUUCAAUCGUUGAAGUCUGUCAAGGAAUUUGCAGACAGUGUUCUAAAGGAGUUUGCCAAUAUACAUCUACUCGUGAACAAUGCAGGCAUAAUGUUUGGAGACUACAACCUCACUGAGGAUGGGUUUGAAACACAGUUAGCUGUCAAUCAUUUGAGUCAUUUUUAUUUGACACAUUUAUUGUUGCCAACGUUGAAAAGAGGAGGUACUAUGGAGGACCCUUCGAGAAUUGUCAAUGUAACAUCAUGCGCACAUUUUCCAGGGAAAAUAUAUUUUGAUGAUAUUAAUAUGAAGGAGCACUAUGACACAACUGCUGCUUAUGCACAAUCAAAACUGGCGCAGCUUAUGACUGCAAGAUAUGUAAAUGGCCUGCUUGAGAAUAAAGACGCCCCUGUAAAAUGCUACUCUGUGCAUCCAGGAAUAGUAGACACAGAUCUAUUCACAAACAGUAAUUUUGGUAAAAUGCCAUGGGCUAGGCGACUCUUCUUCAAAACUCCAGAGAAAGGUGCUAUAUCAGUACUCUAUGCUUGCUUUGAUAAAGAAAUUUUGAAGAAAGGAGGUUUAUACAUAAGCAACUGUAAAGAAGGCUUCAGCAAUAGAUUUUCCAAAAAUGAAAAGCACCAAAAGAAGCUCUUUGAACUAUCAUGUGCCUUAGUCCACAUUGAAAUGGACAAGUUUGGAAGACAUUGA
Leptosia nina is the source of this 1053-nucleotide messenger RNA. Lineage: Eukaryota; Metazoa; Arthropoda; Insecta; Lepidoptera; Pieridae. The record is from the annotation of a GenBank genome assembly.